Messenger RNA from Colias croceus (clouded yellow), 1720 nucleotides. It is a transcript of the gene Rab11, whose product is annotated as ras-related protein Rab-11A. Gene Ontology annotation, molecular function: GTP binding; GTPase activity. Gene Ontology annotation, biological process: exocytosis. Bases 272 to 913 code for a protein of 213 amino acids. Lineage: Eukaryota; Metazoa; Arthropoda; Insecta; Lepidoptera; Pieridae. Gene Ontology annotation, cellular component: recycling endosome. The transcript has 6 exons. The record is from RefSeq and is a predicted model, not a curated record.
GUCAACAUGUCAGCUGAAAUGACGUUUUGUGAGGCACCAAUAGGGGCGUAAAACAAUCCGCCAUUUUGUCUCUGAGACAAUUAAAUAUUUUUAUUUGAUUCAACCCGUUUUUAUUUAAUUAAUCCGUUAUCAAAAGUGAUAUUGGCAAAGCUGUGCAGUGUUUUACAAGUCUGUGAUAUUUUUGUGUACAACUAUUUUUGUUUACGUUUCAACGAUCUUGACGUUAUUAGUUGACCGAUUUUGACGUCGAACGGACAACUACAAUAUCAAAAUGGGUACAAGAGAGGACGAAUAUGAUUAUUUGUUCAAAGUUGUUUUGAUAGGGGAUUCAGGGGUGGGAAAAAGUAGCCUUCUUUCACGUUUUACUAGAAAUGAAUUCAACCUAGAGUCAAAAUCAACAAUAGGAGUGGAGUUUGCAACAAGAAGUAUAGAGGUGGACGGCAAAACCAUAAAAGCCCAGAUUUGGGACACGGCGGGCCAGGAGCGGUACCGCGCGAUCACGUCCGCGUACUACCGCGGCGCGGUGGGCGCGCUGCUCGUGUACGACAUCGCGAAGCACCUCUCGUACGAGAACGUGGAGCGGUGGCUGCGCGAGCUGCGCGAUCACGCCGACCAGAAUAUACUCAUCAUGCUGGUCGGGAACAAGAGCGAUCUCAGGCAUCUCAGAUCAAUCCCAACAGAAGAGGCAAAAGCAUUUGCGGAAGCGAAUGGUCUUAGUUUUAUAGAAACAUCGGCUUUGGACUCCACGAAUGUUGAACCAGCAUUCCAGAAUAUUCUUACUGAGAUCUACAGGAUCGUGUCGCAGAAGCAGAUGCGCGAGCCGCCGGAGGGCGACGUGAUCCGGCCGGACGCCGAGCCGGCCGACGUGCGGCCCUCCGCCGCCGACUCCGUGCGCAAGCAGUGCUGCCAGUAGCGCGCCAGAAAAUGUCCAGUGAAGUAUGUGGAAGCGAAUGGAAGGAACACAACGCAAGACAAUCAUUCCCAAACAAAUGUUGCCACGCCAUUCCUCCGUGGACAGUAUUAAAGUAUCCGCUUUAAUUAACUGGCAACCGUACGAGCUCAUGUAGAUAGCUUUGUGUAAUUUAGUGUCGGAUUAUUAUAAAUUUAUAAAAAAGGAAGUGAAACUUCGAGAAUGUGCUAGAAGCUUCUAGAAGGGUGUGGAAAGAUCGAGAAUGUUUGUCACCGACUGGAGAGGUUUCACUUCGUAACGUGAUUACACGUAGUUUUCAAUGCAAAAGCACACGGUUCGGUAUUUUUUAUGUUCGCUUAGAAAUUCAAACCGAUUGGUUAUAGAUUUAUUUAAGUUUUUAUGCGGGAAAAGUGGGUUUAUUGUAGUUUUACAGUUUCCGUGUAAAAACAAAUUUAAUUGGACAAUACUUCAAAAACUUGAUUAUCAUGAAUUAUCAAAUUGUUAAAUUAAACAAAAUGAAUAUUUUAUUCAGCUAAAUACAUUAUUGCCACAAUAAACUCACUUUCGGACCGCUCUAGUGAAUAAUUCAUAAUAUUGUAUUUAUUUAGUUAAUGAAAUUGCCAGUUCACUUGAACUCAGUUAACAUACACUCGAGCAAUAAUUUGGGCUGAUAUGAUAUAGCACACAAUAGCUUCAUAAUCUGAUUGUUUCGCCACGGUUCUGUGUAAAUUAUAAAUAAAAUAGUCUUUGUUAAGUUAAUCGUUUAAAAGUUAUGUAAUCGGGAUGUGUAUAAUAAACCGCGAUUUAAAA